This is a messenger RNA of Lacerta agilis (Sand lizard), 1765 nucleotides long. RefSeq names its product transmembrane protein 268 (gene TMEM268). The transcript has 9 exons. The record is from RefSeq and is a predicted model, not a curated record. Bases 171 to 1193 code for a protein of 340 amino acids. Lineage: Eukaryota; Metazoa; Chordata; Lepidosauria; Squamata; Lacertidae.
GCUUCAUGAAAGAGAGGAGGAUGUGAAGUAACAGGGGCAGAACUCUGCAACAGAUCUUCUACUGAGAGCUCAGACAAGACAGAGCAACUUCCAAGUAGAAGAUGUGGAUGCAGAAAGCUAGAUUUUCCAUCAUCUGAUCCUGAAAUUCUUGAGUGACACUGCUCUGCAAUAUGGCUUGUUGGAAAAGGCAAGUGGAAAUGUCCAAGGAAGACGAAUUACCAUUCUCCGUGUCUUACUGUCAGACCCAAGGGGAGGAACAUUCAGAAGAACUUCACAAUGGGCAAAGGCUUAUGGUUCUCACAGCUCACAAGUCCUGUUUUUCUACGUUUUUUGAUAUGAAUCUUAUGGUAGAGAGAUUGAAGACCAUGGGAAUUCAGGUGACAGCUGACCAGUGGGAAAAAUUGAUUCAGUGUGCGGUGCUAGAGCCAGCGGUGAGGAAGCACCUUUUCUACAACUCCAGAGCAUUUGGGAUCUCAAUUGCUGUGGUUUUCUACGUGACCCUCUGGAUCAAUCUUUUUUCCACCCUGCAGAUAUAUUGCGUAGCGCAACCAUGGGAAAUCAGUAUUUUGGCCACUGCAAUUGCCCUGGUGGCUGCCUUGAUCAUCAGGCUCAUAAUGCAUCAAUAUCAAAGGAAGCUGAAUGUGAGUACAGACAUGAGACUAGCCGCUGCCAAUGAAGCUUUCAUGAAAAACAAAUUCCUGGUGGGGUUCACAAAUAUCCCGGAGAAGCAAUGUAGUGUUCCACAGCUCUGGUUUGUUCAUUUUGACGUGGGGCCAUGCCUUCAAUUCCUAGCAGACUCUCUGGCAGAAAUGAAAAGGAAUGAAAAGUCUGCUCUGAAGCACAACCUGAAAGAACUCUGCAUUGUAAUAGAGACUCCCAUCCUUCCAAGUCAGGAAGAAGGCCUGGGAAUUUCUUCAGAAGAUUCUGAACUGCUGCCUGAGAAAAAAAAGCGCGACCAAAGUGGCUUGGCGUACCGAGAGUUCCUCCAGCUUGUCCCAGAUGGAGCCCCUGAGGUGAUGGCCCAGCAGCUAUUGGCAAUCUUCAGUGGCUGCUACAUCAGACUUCUGGUCAGUGGUCAGCACACAGAGGUCGCUGCAAGACGACAUGUAUCACUCAACCACACCCCAUGCCUGUGCCAAUUCAUCGAGACUACAGUGCUGGCAAAGAGAUCCUCAUGGUUCAAGCUGAGGUGACCACUGGUGGAUGAAGUGGCCCUUUGCAUUAUGCACAGUAUUAACCAGAAUGGAGACCUAGAACCUGCAAACUGGGGGAAACAUUUCACAUGGUUGUCUGAAUUGGCCACAGUGACACGCACCUUAGUUACCCACUAUUUGCAUUGCUGUAACAUGCUCUACAUAGGAUUGCCUUUGAAAAGUGCUCAGAAACUUCAGCUGGCUCAAAGAGCUGCCAGAUUGCUGUCCCGGGCUGGUUAUAUAUGACCUAUAUGGCUUAGGUCCAAGCUAUCUGAAAUACCACAUUCCCUCAUAAGAACUUGCCCAGGUUUUGAGAGCUUCAAGGAAGAUCUGUCUCUUGCUCCCACCAUCCUGACAGGCAUACUUGGUGGAGAUGCAGGAGAAAACCUAUGUAGCUGCUGCCAGACUCUGAAACUCCCUCUCCAGAGAAGCCAGGCUGGCUCCCUCCUUGUAGUGUUUCUGCUGACAGGUACAGCAGGUACAGUCUUGUUCCAAUAGGCUUUGGGGAGCUGACUGCUUUUAAUGAAAGGGCUGGUGCUGUGCUGUUUUUAAUUCUAGCUAUUUUUUAUUGU